Paramisgurnus dabryanus is the source of this 3138-nucleotide messenger RNA. RefSeq names its product interleukin enhancer binding factor 3a (gene ilf3a). The record is from RefSeq and is a predicted model, not a curated record. Gene Ontology annotation, cellular component: precatalytic spliceosome. Gene Ontology annotation, molecular function: single-stranded RNA binding; double-stranded RNA binding. Lineage: Eukaryota; Metazoa; Chordata; Actinopteri; Cypriniformes; Cobitidae.
GUGAAACAUGAGUGCGCAUGCGCUGUGAGGGUUCCCCCGGAAGUGGAUCGUUUGUGCUUUCCUUAACUAAACCAAGCGGACGGUUGCUGUGAGAGUUAUGGCUCAACAUAUGAAGAAUUUUCCGAGGAGGAGGAGGGCAGGACCUCUUCCACCUCGACCACCACCACCGUGCUGGGACGAACACAAGGCCUACGAGGAGCUGUUUUACUGGGAUAAUCUUAUUCAGGAAGGUGUCCAUCUUCACCCUCAAGACCUCGAACGAUAUGAUGAGUUGCGUUAUUGGUAUGACUGCUUGUGUUAUGAGGAAGACCUCAGGCAGUACAAUGAAUACGUCGUCGAGUACCAGAAGUGGGAAGAUCAACAUUUCCACCCAGGCGAGCCGCCAAUGGGUCCCCCACCCCAGCGCACAUUUAUAAAUGAGGAUCGCUACGUGAAAGCCAAACAUGCCACCAUAUACCCAACAGCCGAGCAGCUUGAGGCGGUGCAGAGCAUGGUGUCUCACAUGGAAUGUGGCCUGAAGGCGGUCUCUGAUUUUCUGAAUAAAAAAGAAUGUGAAGCUACUGGUACUACUGAAAGUGAUUCGGCGAAAAAUAAACUCCGUGGGGUUUUGAGAGUAGGUCUAGUGGCGAAAGGACUCCUGCUGAAGGACAAUUUGGAUCUGGAAUUGGUGCUUCUUUCCAGAGACGCACCCACCAGUUCUCUGCUCAGGCUCAUCUCGGGAAAGCUGUCUGAGCUCAUAAAGGAUGUUACCGAGGAGAAAUACGUCAUCACCCCGUCUAUCCAAGAAGCCGCCAUUAUCGUGACGAACACGAAGGAGCCUCUCCUGAAACUAAACAUCCGUCUGACGUCACCCACUGUCAGGGAGCAGGUUGAGAAAGAGGCAGCUGGAGAACCGUGUGCGGAAAGCUCUCCGCAGGACGCUCUGGACAGGCAGAAAUGCCUGGCUUCACUGGCGUCUCUCCGCCAGGCCAAGUGGUUCCAGGCUAAAGUUGCGGAGCUCCAGUCGUGUAUGGUCGUGAUUCGGAUCUUCCGGGACCUGUGUGCCCGCGUUUCAACUUGGACUCCGCUUAAAGACUGGAUUAUCGAACUGCUAUGCCAUAAAGCCAUUUCAACCAGUGAGAGACCGCUAGGACCGGGAGAAUCAGUGAGGAGAGUUCUUGAAUGUGUUGCGUCAGGGAUACUUUUGGAUGAUGGUCCGGGCAUCUCUGACCCUUGUGAACGAGAGAAUACUGACGCUGGUGCCUAUCUCACCCGGCAACAGCGGGAGGACAUCACCCAGAGUGCACAGUUUGCCUUAAGACUGUCAGCAUUCGGGCAGAUGUACAAAGUGCUUGGAAUGGACCGUCUUACUUCAAAAUAUAGAAUGAUCAACCAACAGGUCUUAGUGGCCGACUCAUCAGCAAAAAGACCAAGGGAAGCUUAUGAUACAGGAGAUCCUGAUUUAAGGCCAAAGUUUCCAAGGAAAGAUAGGAUUGAGCCAGCAAAUGCGCUCAUGAAGCUGAACCAGCUGCGUCCUGGGACUAUCUACAAACUGGCAUCACAAACCGGGCCCGAACAUGAACCUCAGUUCACCAUGUCUGUGGAGGUGGACGGGGUCACGUAUGUAGCGACAGGGCCCUCCAAACGCAGUGCCAAGCUGCACGUCGCCCAGAAAGUUCUGCAGGCAUUAGGUGUACCCGUGGUGCCAGAGGUCAAGCCUCCCAUUGUGAUUAAGACUGCCGUUGUGCCUGCAGCUCCUAACUCUGCGACGAGUUCAGAUGAAACCAUGACAGCUGGAUCGGAAGAUAGCUCAGAGGGCGGCCCCAUCCUUACCAAACACGGCAAAAAUCCCGUCAUGGAACUCAACGAGAAACGCAGAAGCCUCAAAUACGAGCUCAUCUCCGUCAAGGGCCGUUUCAACGACAAAACUUUCACGAUUCAGGUGGACGUUGAUGGACAAAAGUUCCAGGGCUCUGGGUCAAAUAAGAAAUUGGCUAAAGCCAACGCAGCACUAGCGGCAUUAGAGCAGCUCUUUCCUGAAGGUUCACCUGCGGACCCCCUCAAGAAGAAGCGACCCCCAAUGGGUUAUGGCAUGGCUGGUGUAUAUUACAAUGCAGGCGGUCGAGGUAGAGGAAGAGGCCGUGGGAGAGGAAGAGGACUGAACAACACUGGCUCAAAGUUUCCAGUGUCCACUGCUAAUGCUGGAGUCGCACCGACCCCAACCGUUACCAGUGCCGGCACCACCCCCAUGGGGGAUGGUUCUGCGAUUUCCAGCGCAAACGCCGCCACCUACCAGGCCGUCCCUCCACCUGCGACCGGCUAUUUUAAUCAAUACAGCCAGUCCUAUUCACAGUUCAAGAAACCACCAAACCAGGGCCAGACUCCGAAUCAGAACAAAACCCCCGCCCAGGCGCCUCUCGUAGGACCAGACUACGGUUACGGAUAUCAGGGUCCUCCAGGCGUGGGUAUGCCAGGACCGACAGAUUAUAAUUACGCAGCUUUCAGCGGACCACCCGGUACAGCGACGUUCGGGCCACCGGGUACAACUCCCCCUGGCUAUGGCUACACCCAAAGCGCUUACCCCAACCUGGGUGGCUACAGCAGCGGAACCAAUAGCACAGACUUUGCCUACAGAUAAACAUGCCGGGGUUCAUCAUUCAGGACGUUUCUGCAGUUCUAUAGCGUCACUACAGCUUAAACAUUCACUCCCUGUACCUUUUAGGAUUUUAUACUGUGUUUGUGUGCUAAUUUUCCUAUUUGAACAACACUGAUUUUGAUUCAUCAUUCAGGAGGGUGGAAGUUGAUUUUUUUUGUCUGUGCCUAAAUGGUUGAUGUGACUCAAGUGGAAUUUCUUAAUAGUGAUUUUACUGCGACAAUACGUUUUCCACCCAAGGUAUAUUUAUCAGCACCCUCUUUUUGUUCCUCUGUAUUUUAACAGGUUUUCGUUUCGAAUGUGAAUGUGUGUACUAAUACAGACACGGAUGAUUACUUAUCUAAAACCACCGUGUAGGACGUUCCUCAAUUUGGACUUUUAAUAUGUUUGAUUUUGCAUUUCUCGAUGUUUGAUCACUUGCGUAAAUGUUUGUGUUCUAGGGUCAGAUGGAUGUUGUAUGUCAUCUGUGACGGGUGCAGAAAUAAACUUUUGUUUUCCAUUUUUAA